Molecule: messenger RNA, 864 nt
Organism: Eurytemora carolleeae
Lineage: Eukaryota; Metazoa; Arthropoda; Copepoda; Calanoida; Temoridae
Product: sporozoite surface protein 2-like
Exons: 2
Coding region: 1-864 (287 amino acids)
Source: RefSeq, a predicted model, not a curated record
AUGGGCAUCUUCUCUCUCAAGCAGAGAUGGGCAUCUUCUCUCUCAAGCAGAGAUGGGCAUCUUCUCUCUGAAGCAGAGAUGGGCAUCUUCUUUCUCAAGCAGAGAUGGGCAUCUUCUCUCUCAAACAGAGAUGGGCAUCUUCUCUCUGAAGCAGAGAUGGGCAUCUUCUUUCUCAAAUCUGGAGGAGAUAAAUUAUCUGAUAAACCUGAUAAACCUGAUAAACCUGAUAAACCUAAUAAACCUAAUAAACCUGAUAAACCUGAUAAACCUGAUAAACCUGAUAAACCUAAUAAACCUGAUAAACCUGAUACACCAGAUAAACCUGAUAAACCUGAUACACCUGAUAAACCUGAUGAACCUAAUAACCCUGAUAAACAUGAUAAAUCUGAUAAACCUGAUAAACCUGAUAAACCUGAUAAACCUGAUAAACCUGAUAAACCUGAUAAACCUGAUAAACCUGAUAAAUCUGAUAAACCUAAUAAACCUGAUAAAUCUGAUAAACCUGAUAAACCUGAUAAACCUCAUAAACCUGAUAAACCUGAUAAACCUGAUAAACCUAAUAAGCCUGAUAAACCUGAUAAACCUGAUAAACCUGAUAAACCUGAUAAACCUAAUAAACAUGAUAAACCUGAUAAACCUAAUAAACCUAAUAAACCUGAUAAACCUGAUAAACCUGAUAAACCUAAUAAACCUGAUAAACCUGAUAAACCUGAUCAACCUGAAAAACCUAAUAAACCUGAUAAACUUGAUAAACCUGAUAAACCUAAUAAACCUGAUAAACCUGAUAAACCUGAUAAACCUAAUAAACCUGAUAAACCUAGGGCAUGUGAAUAUAUUGGUCUGUAUUCCCAUGUAUAUAUUUAG